Molecule: messenger RNA, 292 nt
Organism: Paramecium tetraurelia
Lineage: Eukaryota; Ciliophora; Oligohymenophorea; Peniculida; Parameciidae
Exons: 2
Source: RefSeq, a predicted model, not a curated record
GUUAUUUAUUAUGGACACACCUCCAUAAAAUAAUUAUAAACAUAAUGUUGAUGAUAAUUUCAGACAUGAUCUAUGCUAACGAAUCCAAACAAAAACUGGAAAAAUGCCUCAAAAUCAAAAUUAAUAGGCUAAGUAAUUUUCAGAGAAGGAUCAACUCUAGAAGAUAUAGAAUGAAUUGAGAGCACAAUUAAAGUUCAUUGACGAAACUAAUUGGAUGUUUGAGGGAUUGAACAAUGCAAAUGAUAAUUUUUGAAUUUUAUUACAUUGUUAAUCCUACUUAUAAAUUUAUACA